UAUUGUAUUGUAAUAUUGUGUGCGCAUGCUUGAUUAAGCAUCUAGGUUUCCACAUGCGUUUAUAAGUUCAGUAUUCGGAAAGAUUUUAUAGUAGUAGUCGAGAUUGAGGAGUUGCAUAUCGAAUAAAGUUAUAAAAACCAAACGUAGUUUUCUUAUGGACAUGACAAUAAUCUGGCGACGAGGAUUAUGGUAAAAAUUAUUGGAUUGCUUAUUCCGGCUUAUGAAUUUUAAAGAGUAUGUCGGACGCAGAUGGUGCUGCAAGUUCUCAGCCUAGUUCCAGAGGAAGAAGUCCAUCCAGUGAAGUGAGAGUGAGCUGGGUGUACGAACUUAAUAAACAAGAACUAAUUGAAAAACUAAAAACGUAUAACGUUACUGUGAGUGAAACUGAUAGUGUUGAUAACCUACGAAAAACGCUCGUCAAAAAACUUCGUGGAAAAAACGAAACUUUCACAAAGAAGGAACUAUACAGGUACGACAUGUUCGACUUUAAUAAAAUAAGUUUUACCCUAAACAAAGACAAUUGGGAAGUUUUUGUCGAAAGACUAGAAUUAAUUUUCGAGUGUCAGUGUAUUCCGCCGGAAAGACAAAGUGCAGAACUGUUAACAAGGGUUUGUCAAGAGACUUUCAUGUUGUUUCGCAAUUUAACUUCACCAAAAAAGGCCAAAGAUCUUUCCUACUCUGAUUUAGUUAAUAUCAUGAACUCUCAUCUUCAUCCAAAGCCUUCAGAAAUUUCCGAAAGAAAUAAAUUCUACGCCACGAAACAAUUACCUUCGGAAUCAAUACACGCAUUCCUUACAAAAUUGAAAGAAAGAUCUUUUUAUUAUAAUUUCAAGGACCUUGAUAUUGCUCUUCGUGAUCAAUUUGUAUUUGGACUUAUAAAUCACGAAACAAAAGUGGAAUUAUUUCGUCAAGAAAAUCUAACAUUUCAAAGUGCAGUGAAGAUAGCGGAGGAUCGAGAAGCAGCUAUAAAAAAUUCCUUAUCAAUGAAGCCCGCAUAUGCUGUGUCUGAAGAUACAAUUUUUUACAUGAAUAAGGCUGGUUCAAAAUAUUCCAAUCAUCAACAAUACAGAGGAAGGGGAAGCGGAAACGCAGAAGGAAAAUUCAAAUCUUCGCAUCCAAACAACGCAGCCGCGGCUUCCACUUCCAAAGACCAGAGCCAGAAACUCAUCAGCGACAAUAGACAAAGACAACACGAUAACAGGAGCAGCUACAGACGAGAAGACAGAAACGGCAGCCGUAGGUCGAAUGUGUCAAACAAUUCUCAGGUACAUAUAACCUCAAAAACGCGUAAUAAUAAUGAAUGUUAUUGUUGUGGUGGAUUUAAUCAUUUCGCAAGAGACUGUAAACUUGGGUGGAAAACUUGUAAUUAUUGUAAUGUAAAAGGUCAUAUUGAUAGAGCAUGUCUAAAAAAACAAAACGGAAUUAAUUUAGUCAAUGACAACUUAUUAGAAAAUGAAGAUUUGGAUAGUUCUGAUUUAGAUUUUUAUUAUAUGCAGCAAAACAAUUUUACUGAAUUUCAGCUAAGAAAAUUCACAAGGCAGAUAUUUCAUUGUCCAGCUAUGACAGAACAAAAUUGA
Molecule: messenger RNA, 1577 nt
Organism: Harmonia axyridis
Lineage: Eukaryota; Metazoa; Arthropoda; Insecta; Coleoptera; Coccinellidae
Exons: 2
Coding region: 237-1577 (446 amino acids)
Molecular function (GO): nucleic acid binding; zinc ion binding
Source: RefSeq, a predicted model, not a curated record